Molecule: messenger RNA, 2579 nt
Organism: Biomphalaria glabrata
Lineage: Eukaryota; Metazoa; Mollusca; Gastropoda; Planorbidae
Exons: 4
Coding region: 314-949 (211 amino acids)
Source: RefSeq, a predicted model, not a curated record
UGAAAACUCUCUCCACCCCUGUGUAUUUGUAUGUCAAUAUUAUGUCCGUUGUUGUAUGUUCUGCCUAGAAACCUACGUGUUUGGAUAAUGUUUCAGAGAAAGUAGCCAACUCUUUCAUCAAAGGUAACUGUAAUUUUGGAAUUAAGACAGCCACUCGUGCACUAUGUCUUAACAUCCUAAGUGGAUGUGGGCAAGCUAUUUCUACUACACAUUGAAACACUGGAACGACCGCUUCACAACUUAAAGAUAUGGAUGUACGUAUCCACCAAGACAACAAGUUUUAACAAAAAGAAAUUAAGACAAGAUUUCACUCAUGGAGGUGGAAGAUGUCGAAUAUGAUCCUGCCACACAAGUAUCUAAACCAGACAACACUGAACCAGUUCCUGGACUAGCUCGAAACCCCUCGUCAGUCAACAAGAAAGACGCUAAGAAGAACACCACAGACAGCAAGAUAAUCACAGUCCAGACAAAAAACACAAAUGAUGCCCAAAAUAAAACCAAGAAAGACAUUAUACGGCAACCAGUCCAAAAAGGGAUCCAGAUGGCCGGGGACUUCUUCGGCCGAAUGGCCACGCUAAUCGUGAUGGUGGUGACAACAAUAAACACAACAAUAGUCUGCGUCAAUGACCUGACAAAUGGCAAUUACUGGUCAGGUGGAUUGCACGCCUUUCUCCUUGCUUUUAUUCACAUUCCUGUCAUUGUCAUCAUGAUCUGGCUCAUGGUCAAAGCAAAGGUGCAAUCUAUUUAUAGAAAAAUACGACCAGGAAAAGUGAACGAAACUAUUAUUGUGACGGAGAUCAAUGAAUUGGACGGUCAAAUCACUGAAGUCCAGAAAGAAAUUCCAAAGGAACAGAAGUCGAAAGUUGAUAAAGCUACGACAUUACUGCGAAAAGGGGAACAACUGGGUAAAACAUUGGAAGGUGGACAGAUCAACAAAGCUUUUGGAUGACAAAAAUUGUGUAUACCUUUUUUACAAUGUUAAUAUAAUUUAUAUAUCAAAAGUGAGUGUGUGUUUGUGUGCGUAUGUACUAGGGAGAGAAAGAGAGAGAUAAUAUUAAAAUUCUAACGACUAACGGUCAAACAUGUAUGUUGAGUGACAUGCCAUCCGUAUUACGCCCUGCAAAUAUAGGCUUAUAAUAAAGAGACCCAUAUACGAUUCUAAAAGAAGUAACUCAACAUGAUCUCAGGUCUGAAAGGGGAACCAUUUUUCUUUACUUUAACUCAGCAUAUUUGAUAUGCUUAUUAGUGUUCAAGAAUUCAAUAUUUCUCAAUUCUUUUUUUCUGAUUAAUGUAAAACUAAUUCUAAUAAUGAUUUGUUAUAAUGCGCAUGAGGUUGUGAGCUAUUUGCAAGAACCGAAGUCACUAUUUGUUUAAUUUUGACCAAAUUUAUUAGAGUUUAAUACAACAUAAUACUUGCAUAUAACAGAUGCAUACGAAAAUGCUCAUAGGCCUAUUAUAUGUGUCUAUAUUUGUGAAAUAUAGCCUUUAUAAAUGAGAUAUGUAGGCCUAGAAUAUCGUGUAACCCUAUAUAUACAUGAAAUAUAACGGGAGAAAAUGGAAACAUGAAAACAAUUAUUAAUUGUGACAUUAUUUAGAGGUUCCAUAAUUCCUACAUAAAUAUCUACUUUUUGUUAAUGAUGUCAAUUUUUUGUUUAUUCUGUGAUAUUUUUUCCAUAUAUGUAAUAUCAGUGAUAUCAUAACAAAGUCUUUCAUUUUUUUAAAUAACAGUAACAAUGAUAAGCCUCAGUUUCUGGUUUCUUUCAAUUCUCUUCUGUUAAGAGCAAAAUACAUAAAUCUGAGCAUUUUACAAUCUAUACAUAUGAAAAUGCCACUGAAAUAGUCAAAGUGUUUCAAAAUCUGUAAACAAUUUAUAGCAGUUUUUAGUAGCAUGGGCUUUUAGACUUUCAUUUAAACAUAUACAUAUAUAUGUGUAUAUGUUUAUUGUAGCUCCUUUAUCAAGAGUAUUAUGCUUUGAGAGAGUUUCUUAUAAUGUGGUAGGCCUGCAACAGUAGGCCCAAUAUUCUUUUAUAUGCACACAUAAUUUUUCCUCUUCUCUGGGGGGGGGGGAUAUAGAAUGUAAAGAUAUAAUCAGGACUCUUAAGGUAACUUUGACUUUGGUGUCGUCUUUCCAUCGGCUGACAAUGACAAUUAUUUUUUUUAUAUAUUAGUUUCCAUAGACAUUCGCUUUCCAAACUUUUGUUAACAUCAUCUUUAUUGUUGUCUUAUUAUUACAGUUGUCAUUAUCACACACACAUGUCAGUCAUUGAUUAACAUGCAUGACUAAAUUGACCUAGAGACACUCGUAGGGCGUAAUGUUUUUUUAAGUACUGUCUCACGUCUGUAUUUAUAAUAAGAUAAUAAACACACAGACACAUACAUAUUUAUAGACAUACGUUCACAAUGCAUAUCUAUUUAUUUAUUAGGGUAGCAAUUAAUGCCUAACAAAGACAUACUAAGGGUUAGAUGCUGCCAAUGGACUAGAUACUCUCGUGAAAACUGUUAUUGUUAUUUAAGUAUUGUUUUGUGUAAAUAGCUAGAAUCUAAUAAAUGAUAAUUAAAGCUAUAAUUUCAUAAAAUAA